This is a messenger RNA of Gossypium raimondii (Peruvian cotton), 971 nucleotides long. RefSeq names its product ethylene-response factor C3. The transcript has a single exon. Gene Ontology annotation, biological process: regulation of DNA-templated transcription; ethylene-activated signaling pathway. NCBI's taxonomy places the organism in Eukaryota, Viridiplantae, Streptophyta, Magnoliopsida, Malvales, Malvaceae. The record is from RefSeq and is a predicted model, not a curated record. Gene Ontology annotation, molecular function: DNA-binding transcription factor activity; DNA binding. The coding region runs from base 98 to 784 and encodes 228 amino acids.
UCUCGGUUGUGCUUUCUGUCAAGAAAAACCAAUACAGAUACAAAGCCGAGCAACAUAAUUCAUAAAGUCGGUGAGAAUAAAAAAGUUGAGCCAAACUAUGGAUCCUUCCUUCCUUCAAGCUCUAAAUUCGGACAUGUUGCUUCAAUCUCCACGAAGUUUGCUUGAAUGUUUCUCGUCAAAUAAUAAGCUUUUUCUCGACCCAGAUUUCCUUUCAUUCGACGACAUUCUACACCCCAAAAGCUUGUCUCCUCCUCCACAGAGCACCUCUCUUUCUUAUAAUGAUUGGUCAACCGAAUCAUCAGACUCUGCUUCCUGUGGAUUGUAUCAUUCCAGGUCCAAGAAACGAGAAGAAAAAGAAGAACCAAACAAGGAAAAAUCAUAUAGAGGUGUUAGGAAGCGACCGUGGGGGAAAUUCGCGGCGGAGAUAAGGGAUUCAACUAGGCGUGGCGUGCGGGUUUGGCUUGGAACGUUCGACAGUGCAGAGGCAGCUGCUUUAGCUUAUGAUCAAGCAGCUUUAUCGACACAGGGUCACAAAGCAGUGCUCAAUUUUCCCACUGAAACAGUCCGAGAAUCUCUUCGAAACAUGAAUUACCACUGCCAGGAAGGUACCUCACCAGCCAUUGAACUAAAGCAGAGGAAUUAUUUACAAAGGAAAUCGUUGGCCAAGCAAAACAAAAAGCAGCAGUCCUUGCAGGCAAAGAAUAAUGUGGUGGUGUUGGAAGAUUUGGGAUCUGAUUACUUAGAGCAACUUUUGACCACGUCUCAAACUGCUAGCUCUUGGUAAAAAAAUAAAAUAAAGUACAACAGCCAUCAUAAAAUUUGUUUCUUCCUUUUCUUUUUCUUUUUUUUUCACCAUUAUCAAAUAAACGUCUCAAACUGCUAGCUCUUGGUAAAAAAAUAAUUGCCAUGGUAGAUGUAAUCUCAUGCGGGCUUUCUCCGGCAGGUGCGCUCUGUUUUAUUUCAGUUCAAAU